UUUUGAACAGUAAAAUAUACAUUCAGUUUCUGUUUACAUUUUCAAGGUCUUUUUUUUUUUUUUUUUAAACAGGUGUCAGUGUUUUGUCUUCAUACCAUGACGGACAUGGACUAUCUCCAUAACGAAUCGUGGAAAAACAUGACUUCAGAUGCAUCUGCCUCAUCAUUCAGUGGACUGCAGCUCCUGAUGGACCUGAAGCCACUCUUCAUCCCUCUGUAUGCCAUGCUCGUCCUGGUAGCGUGUUCUGGAAAUCUCCUCCUCCUCAUCCUCAUCGGACUGAACAAGAAACUUCACAGCACUACUAACUUCCUCAUUGGAAACCUGGCCCUGGUUGACUUGGUUAUGUGCCUGUUCUGUGUUCCUCUGACUGCGUUUUAUGCCUUUGAUGAGCGCGGUUGGGUUUUUGGCCAGUUCAUGUGUCAUUUUGUUACCCUGAUGCAGACCGCAACUGUGUUUGCGGCAGUUCUGUCAUUAACCGCCAUUGCGGUGGAUCGAUACGUGGUGGUCACAUACCCAAUUCGACAUCGCGGAGGUCGUUCUUUCUGCGUGUGGUUGGUGGUCAGCAUAUGGCUCUGUGCAUUAGCAAUGUCCACACCAACUGCUUUGCACACGGUCUACCUCGAUCUUAGUGCAACAGGUCAUGAAAUGGUGGUUUGCGAGGAGUUCUGGCACGGGCAGGAGCUCAGUCGUCUAAUAUAUUCAUGUUUCUUCCUGCUCCUUUCUUAUUUUGUUCCUCUAGCAGCAGUUUCCAUAUCCUACUGUGCAAUCUCCUGCCACCUGCAACACCGAGCUACGCCUCGGCUCAUGGCCGCUACACCUUCCAACCAGGAAAAGUGGGGGCGCAAGAGGUCCAAGACAUUUUGCCUCCUACUGGUGUCUGUUCUGUCAUUUGCAUUCUCCUGGCUCCCCUUGCAGGUGGUCAACCUCAUUCGUGACUUGGACAACGACUUUGCCAUACUGAGCAAGAACCACGUCAAUGUAAUCCAGGUGUCGUGCCACUUGUUAGCCAUGAGCUCAGCUUGCUACAACCCCUUCAUUUAUGCUUCUCUUCACAAGAAGUUCCUGUCAUAUCUAUGCCAGAACAUAUUUCAAAGAAGAAAACCUCAUCAUACUCAGAGUAGCAUCACAACCUCCAGCCGAAUGCUCCGCUUGAAUACUUCUAGCACUCAAGCUGACAUUCCCAUGUCCAUUAUCAAGAUUUCACAAGACUGAAUCAUUUCUCCAGCACACACGUUGCUUUUUGAUGUUGUAGAACUGAGCCGACAAAUUCUUUACCAUAAUCAAAACUGAUUUGUUAAACCAAUGACUCUGUUCUUGAAGCUAUACAGUAUAUACUCCAUUGAUUCCUGAGGAAAAUGUGCUGUGGUGCAGUGCCAAAACUACUCAUGUACCCUCAGGUCAUGCUUGUGUCGAUACAACGUUUCGCCCGAAUAUUCUAAAGUGUUGCGAAAAUAUAGCCUCAUCCAUUUUGCCAUGCUCUUUAUUAAAUAUGUUUGCACAAAUUUGUUUGAUACUUAAUUUUUGUGUAUAUUAAACAUGUUAAAAAUUGUUCAAAAAUUGUGUUGGUCACACUUUAGUUUGGGGACCAGUUCUCACUAUAACUAUCUAUUAACUAUCACUGUUGCCUCAAACUCCUAUUCACUGCUUAUUAAUAGAUAGUAAGGUAGUUAUUAAGUUUAGGUAAGGGGUGGAUUAAGGAAUCUAAAAUAUGGUAAUUCAGAAUAAGGCAUUAAUAUGUGCUUCAUAAGUACUACCCUGUUAAAAAAAAACAUCAUGCUGGUUAGGUAUGUUUUGAAGCAUAGCAGCUAGUUUGAGCUGGUCCUGAGCAGGAGCUAGUUGCUUAGGACCAGCACAGGACUAGCUUAAACCAGCCCAACAGCUUAUAACCAGCUCAAACCAGCUGCCAUGCUUCAAAACAUGCUGUUUUUUUUCAACAGGGUAAUAACAGCCAAUAUGCUAAAAUGCAUGCUAAUAAGCAACAAGUUAAUAGUGAGAAUUGGUCCUUAAAGUGUGACCCUUUUUUUCUUACUGUGAAAAUUAUGUUAUGUCUAAAGUGAUUGUAUGAGGAUUUGUUCUAGCUUUGAAUACAUACGGGUGGUAUAAAUGAAAAAAAGCUAUUGUUCACUCAUUGUGUUAAUGUAUUCAUUUAGUAGCAUUAAGGAAAUGUAUUAAUUAUGUAUGUCCAUCUGCAUGAUGUUAAAUACUUCACUCAAGUGUCCGUUAGAGGUUUACUUAAAACAAAAAAUCCUCUGUAAUACAUCACAUAAUAAAUUCAUCACAAUAAAGGUAUAGCAAGCACAGUAUAAAUUCUCAAGUAUCUUCUUUGAGAAUGCUCAGUUUUUAAAUAUUAAAUAUAAAAUACUGUUAACACUUUACAGU
Messenger RNA from Cyprinus carpio (common carp), 2379 nucleotides. Its product is annotated as prolactin releasing hormone 2 receptor. Gene Ontology annotation, cellular component: plasma membrane; neuron projection. Gene Ontology annotation, biological process: G protein-coupled receptor signaling pathway. Lineage: Eukaryota; Metazoa; Chordata; Actinopteri; Cypriniformes; Cyprinidae. The record is from RefSeq and is a predicted model, not a curated record. Gene Ontology annotation, molecular function: neuropeptide binding; neuropeptide Y receptor activity.